AUGGAGAACGAUUCUUUGGACAUGAGAACCGCGAUAGUCGGUGCAUUAGUCGCAAUUAUAGCGACGGUGAUUUUUUCCAAGUUUUUCCUUCCUAAAACCGUUGAGAAGCCUGUUCUCAUUAAAGAUGAAUUUCAAGAGUACCCAUUGAUCUCCAAGACUGUUCUCACACAUAAUACAGCAAGUUAUAGAUUUGGUCUUCCUAAAGAUACUGAUGUUUUGGGACUACCAAUUGGACAACAUAUAUCGAUUCGGGGAGUCGUUAACGGGAAAGAAAUUGUGAGGUCAUAUACUCCAACUUCACUUGAUGCGGACGCUGUGGGUCACUUCGAGCUUUUGAUCAAGUCUUAUGAGCUAGGCAAUGUUUCUAAGAUGAUUGGAAACCUAAAUAUUGGAGACUCUAUCAAAGUGCGGGGUCCCAAGGGCUUUUACACUUACUCCCCUAGUAUGAAUAAAGAUAUUGGUAUGAUUGCUGGAGGCACGGGCAUUGCUCCAAUGUAUCAAAUAAUGAAAUCGAUUCAUGCGGAUCCUUCCGAUAAGACCAAAGUUUCUUUGGUUUAUGGGAAUCAAACUGAAGACGACAUUUUGUUGAAAAAGGAGCUAGAUGCUUUUGUUGAGUCCAACCCUGACCAGUUCAAGAUUCGUUACUUGCUAGACAAACCUGCCAGAGACACCUGGGAAGGAGGAGUCGGAUAUGUCACCGCAGAUGUGAUGAAGGAAUUUUUGCCUGCUCCUGCUGAUGGUGUACAACUACUCGUUUGUGGUCCACCGGGCAUGGUGUCAGCAGUCAAGAGAAACGCUGUGGCACUUGGUUUCGAAAAGGCAAAGCCUAUUUCUAAGAUGGGUGAUCAAGUUUUCGUAUUCUAA
Lachancea mirantina is the source of this 864-nucleotide messenger RNA. Lineage: Eukaryota; Fungi; Ascomycota; Saccharomycetes; Saccharomycetales; Saccharomycetaceae. The record is from the annotation of a GenBank genome assembly.